AUGCCCACGGAAGUUUCUGAGCGCGAUGCGGCGCCACGUGCCACAGCCGCCGGCGAGGCCGCCACUGCGGACACCCCGCCCACCAAGCCGGUCUGCGACCCCUCCCUCCCUGUCAAGCUCGACUCCCUGCGCAUCUCUCCACCAGACCAGCAACAGCAGCAGCGUCCCACAAUCUUCACGUCAUCCGACGCCCAGCGCACCACCGCCGCUGCCGUCGCGUCGCAGCGGUCGCCCGCAAGGCCGCCGCCCCUUUCGCCCUCCAUGAGCCGCGUGCUGGGGCGGCGCGGGUCGUUCAGCGAGCGCCCGAUCGACGUGGUGCGCAUGGCCCUGGUCACACAGCGCAACGAGAUGUGCUCCCUCGUAGCCAGGAUCACCGAGGCGGGCUCGUCCAGCCCCAUCCUCAUGCCGCACAUACUGGUGGACGAGCUCUCCGCCAUUGCCGCGGAGACCAACAACUCGGGGCUGAUGACGUCGCCCCUGACCACGCUCUUCAAGACCGGCGUCGAGGUCGUCGUGCAGGCGCCGAGCAUCGCCAUCGCACUGCGGCCCAAGCCCGGCAGCUGGCUGUACGUCCUGGUGCACUCCGACAACCUGACUGCGGACGAGAUCACCACGAGCCAGUACCUCGCGUUCAAGGAGCGCCUCAGGGACGGCUCUGUGGACGAGAACCCUUACGCUGUGAUGGAGAUUGACAUGGGCCCAUUCAACAGGGACCUGCCCAGGAUGCAGAUGUCGCGCUCCAUCGGCCAGGGGGUGCAGUUCCUGAACAGGCACCUCAGCGCGACCAUGUUCGGGGGCCAGGGCUACGGCGGCGGCUACGGCGGCGGCGGCAACAUGCCGCCCUCAGAAGGCAAGACCCAGCUGUUCGAGUUCCUCAGGACCCUCAAGCACAAGGGCCAGAGCCUGAUGCUCAACCCCGGCAAGCUGGUGACGCUGGGCCAGCUGAGGGACGCGCUGCUCAGGGCCGACAAGGCCCUCGACGCGCUGGAUGACGAGGUGGAGUGGUCCGAAGUGUCGUCCCGCCUGUACGACCUGGGCUUCGAGAGGGGCUGGGGCUGCGACGUGGGGCGCGUCAAGGCCAACAUGAGGCUGCUGCUGGAGAUCUUGCAGGUCGGAUGA
Molecule: messenger RNA, 1119 nt
Organism: Monoraphidium neglectum
Lineage: Eukaryota; Viridiplantae; Chlorophyta; Chlorophyceae; Sphaeropleales; Selenastraceae
Product: sucrose synthase
Exons: 7
Coding region: 1-1119 (372 amino acids)
Biological process (GO): sucrose metabolic process
Molecular function (GO): sucrose synthase activity
Source: RefSeq, a predicted model, not a curated record